AUGUCGAACCGUCUUGCACAAGUUUCUGGACACAUUACCAACUCAAAUGGGCGCGGGCUGCUCGCUGGAGAGGUUGCUAUCAUCACGGGUGCUGGACAGGGAAUUGGACGCUCAACAGCAAUCCUUUUCGCAAAAGAAGGAGCAAAGGUCGUCAUCAGCGAUAUCGACGCCAAACGCCUGGAGUCAGUAGAGGGUGAAAUCAAAGCUGCAGGUGGAGAGGUCCUCUCCGUCGCCGGAGACGUUGGCGCAGACGACUUCCCAAAAAAGAUCGUGGAUGCAACCGUUCAGAAAUGGGGGAAAAUCAACCAUAUCAUCAACAACGCCGGAUUCACGUUCGACAAGAUGUUGCACACGACCCCGGACGAGACGUUCGACAUCAUCAUGAAGAUUCACGUCCGCGCGCCGUUCCGACUUAUCCGCCAAGCCGCGCCCUACUUCCGUCUCAAGCCCGAGGCGCGUGAGAACAGGUCUAUCAUUAACGUAUCCUCGACGUCAGGUCUGCACGGGAACGUCGGCCAGGCAAAUUAUGCCGCUGCCAAAGCUGCGGUCAUCGGUCUAACGAAGACCAUUGCGAAAGAAUGGGGCCCCUUCGGUGUGCGCGCCAACACCAUCGCCUUUGGGCUGAUUCACACUCGGUUGACUGCACCCAAAGAGGCUGGAGUUACAAUUGAGAUUGAUGGAAAGAAGGUUGCACUGGGCGUCCCAGGCGCGCGCCCACCGGUUUCGGCUGCUGCUCCAUCAGAGGAGGCAUUCCCUCAGAUACCCCUUAGGCGCGGCGGAACUCCAGAAGACGCUGCUGGAUCAAUGCUUUUCCUCGCGUCUCCUUUGGCUUCUUACGUCUCAGGGCACACUUUGGAAGUUACUGGCGGUGUUGGAAUCUAA
Molecule: messenger RNA, 882 nt
Organism: Psilocybe cubensis
Lineage: Eukaryota; Fungi; Basidiomycota; Agaricomycetes; Agaricales; Agrocybaceae
Exons: 8
Coding region: 1-882 (293 amino acids)
Molecular function (GO): oxidoreductase activity, acting on the CH-OH group of donors, NAD or NADP as acceptor
Source: RefSeq, a predicted model, not a curated record